This is a messenger RNA of Zalophus californianus (California sea lion), 947 nucleotides long. RefSeq names its product complement C8 gamma chain (gene C8G). Gene Ontology annotation, cellular component: membrane attack complex. Lineage: Eukaryota; Metazoa; Chordata; Mammalia; Carnivora; Otariidae. Gene Ontology annotation, biological process: complement activation. The record is from RefSeq and is a predicted model, not a curated record. Bases 149 to 754 code for a protein of 201 amino acids. The transcript has 7 exons.
AAGGCAGGAGGACCAACCGGGACCUCCUGGGCUGGAAGCGGACUGGCGCCUACUUCCUGUGCCAGGCUUCUGGGCGGCACUGGACCGUGGACUCUGGCCCAGGACUUGGCCGUCCUGCCCUCUGCCUCUCCCGGACCCGGCCGCCACCAUGCUGACCCCCAGGACUGCACUCUUCUUGACUCUGCUCCUGGCUGGGGGCUCCCUGAGCCAGAGGGCUCGGAGACCCCCUCGGCCAGCGUCCCCGAUCAGCACCAUCCAGCCGAAGGCCAACUUCAAUGCUCAGCAGUUUGCAGGGACGUGGCUCCUUGUGGCCGUGGCCUCCUCAUGCCACUUCCUGCAGGAGCAAGGCCACCGGGCCGAGGCCACCCUACUGCGUGUAGCUGCCCAGGGCGCAGCCAUGGCUGUCAGCACCUUUCAGAAGCUGGAUGGGAUAUGCUGGCAGGUGCAGCAGCUCUACCGAGACACGGGAGUCCCCGGCCGCUUCCUGCUCCACGCCCGAGGUGCCCGCAGGGCAGUGGACGUGGUCGUCGGGGAGACAGACUACCAGGGCUUCGCUGUCCUGUACCUGGAGCAGAAGCGGCGGCUGUCGGUGAAGCUGUAUGCCCGCUCGUUCCCGGCAAGUGACUCGGCCCUGAGUGCAUUUGAGCAGGGGAUCCAGAGGGCCAACCUGACCGAGGACCAUACCUUGUUCUUCCCCAAGUAUGGUUUCUGCGAGGCCGCAGACCAGUUCCACGUCCUAGAUGAAACAAGGUGAGUCCAGGCGGCAGCCCUGACCUUAGAAGGAGUGAAGAUCCUGAAGGGGUUGGCACCUGCUACCCUACUCACUGAGCCCCGGGGCCGCAUGGGGUCAGGGCCACCCCAUGGGGGGACGCUCUCCCGUGUGUGCCCCGAAGCUGCCCAUCACCCACGGAGCUCAGGAGCAGUAUCUUCAUUAAACGCUGUCCAGC